This is a messenger RNA of Xyrauchen texanus (razorback sucker), 3946 nucleotides long. RefSeq lists its product as uncharacterized. The transcript is spliced from 8 exons. Gene Ontology annotation, molecular function: protein binding. Bases 2555 to 3946 code for a protein of 463 amino acids. The record is from RefSeq and is a predicted model, not a curated record. Lineage: Eukaryota; Metazoa; Chordata; Actinopteri; Cypriniformes; Catostomidae.
UCACUAAGUAUGCAUAUACUGUAUAAGUAUAGAUAUGUGUAUACUUACAAAUUACUAGAUACAAGUAUACAGAUAAACUACUAUUCAAAAGUUUGGGAUCACUAUGAACUUUGUAUGUUUUUGUAAGUAAAUUAUACUUUUAUUAAUCAAAGAUGCUUUAAAUUUAACAAGAAAUGCAGUAAAGAAAUUUUUGUUAAAAAUGACUAAUUUAAUUAAAAUAAAUGCUGUGUUCAAGAAUCCUACACUUGCAGCAUUGACACCUCAGGCAUUCCUAGCAGUCAGUUUAUUCUAGAUCUUCAAGUGAACACCUUAUCGUCAAACGUUUAACAACAGCUCAACAUCUCAAACUUUGUACAGAAUAGAGACAUUUGAAUGGAUUAAUCAUUUAUCAGUUCAUUAUUUAAAUUGCAUGUUCUAUCUUUUUUCCUAUUAGCCAGUGUCAGGCACUUUUUUUCUUUUAAGUCUACCUAAAAUUCUUCUCUUCUAAAUGUUGCAGAAUAAAACUGGUAUUUGCAUGUACAGGUCUAGGAUUUGUGCGGAGUUAUCUAGAGAGUCUGAUGGACUUGUGUACUAGUUGUGCAUCUGGCUUGUCCAUUUCUCUGUUAAUUCAGAUUGUUUUAUUCUUUAAAGUAGUGGUGCAUGGAAUAGCCUUCAUCUUCAAAAAGAAAAAUAGACUGACUUUCUUGAUAAAUGUGUUUCUUUUUAGCCAGUUUUCAAACCAAUGUCCAGGGUAAGCAAAGUGGCUUGCAGUAAAUAAAAAAAAAGUGACAUACUACACUGUGAUGUUCAGGUUAAGUCAUGUGGUUUUAUUGUCGUUCUACCAUAUACAGUUAGUACCAGUCUCUGAGUAUUGAGGAGUCUGAUAGCUUGGGGAAGAAGCUGUUACACAGUCUGGCCGUGUGGGCCCGAAUGCUUCGGUACCUCUUGCCAGACGGCAGAAAGGUGAAUAGUUUAUGUGAGGGGAGUGUGGAUCAUCCACAAUGUUGGUUGCUUUUUCUGGAUGCAGCGUUUAGUGUAAAGGUCUUUGAUGGAGGGAAAACAGACCCCCGAUGAUCUUCUCAGCUGUCCUCACUAUCCUCUGCAGGGCUUUGCGGUCCAAAAUGGUGCAAGUCCCAAACCAGGCAGUGAUGCAGCUGGAUGCUCUCAAUAGUCCCUCUAUAGAAUGUUGUGAGGAUGGGGGGUGGGAGAUGUGCUUUCCUCAGACUUCGAAGAAAGUAGAGACACUGCUGGGCUUUCUUGGUAAUAGAGUUGGUGUUGUGGGACCAGAUGAGGUUCUCCGCCUGGUGAACACCAAGGAAUUUGGUGCUCUUGAUGAUCUCCACAGAGGAGCACUUUAUUAUAUAUAUAUAUAUAUACACACAUACAUAUAUACAAUUUACUGUCUUGAAGCAAAUCUCAUUUGAAUUCUUACCUAACCCUUAAAAGUAGAUUAUUUUAUUUAUGUAUCGCAAGGGGACUGUAUAUGCUGCUUUUCAUGUGACAAAGUAAUGUGAUGAAGCUGGAAAAUGUAUUUUUAAGUAAUAAAUAAAAAUAAUUUGAUGAUUUGAUGCAGAAUAACCAUCAGCCAAGUUAUGUCCAUAUUACAUAGUUUCUUACAAUAAUGGUAUUUAAGGGAAUCAGAAAUCAAGAUGAUUUAAGAUAGAUAUUUGUGCAGUGUAUCAGAUACAGGUCAGUGUAGGCUGCCCUUCCCCCACACACCUGAUCACUGCUGCCUAUCCAGAGCAAAACUUCACAUGCAAAAACUUCACAGCUCAAAAAAUUGAAAAAAGCAAGAAAAGUAGACAUGCUCAAAAAGGGAAAGAAAAUUAGACGUGCUCAAAAAAGAUAAAGUAGAUAUACUCAUAAGAAUAUUGAUAAUUUAAAUUAUUGUGUAAAUAAAGCAAUUAAAAAGAAAUGUUACUAGACAUAGCCACUUUUCUAACUUUGUAUUUAAUGGGAAAUGCCAUUGAUUUAUUAGAAUGAACAGAAUAUAAGAUUGCAAGUGAAGUGUAAGUUUGGAGACACCUCAAUUAACCCCCUCCCCCACUCUGCUUUCACUCAGAAGCACUUGAUUUGCCCGCGGAAAAGUCUUGAAGGGGGGGAUGGGCGCUCUCGCGCUGACCGUGAGAUGCAGUGACGUCACUACACAGUAACGCGAUGAGAUUAAUUAUGUUUUGAAAGACAUUUGAUAUGUGGCGUUUUUUCAACUAAACGAAAGGUAGAAUGUCAGUUUUCAUGAGAACAUGAGAUUAUGCAUUUUUAGCAUUUAAAUGUAUUGUGUUUGCACUAUAAAAAUACAUAGUUGGCAAAAUCUGUAUCAGAAUAAGAAAAAAAAGACGUUAUCAGAAUAUUUGUCUAAACAUUUAAUUUCAGAAAAGCUUCCUACAAGACUAAACAUACUAUUUAUAUCGUAUAUGGCAGAAAUCGUUAGUAUGAAUGUGUGUCAUUGCGAGUUUAACACGUGACAAACCUCGUUUUCCCGGGAAUUCAGACACGUGACAAUGACGUCUAAUGGAGCGAAGACAGUUUUUCCCGCGAACGACAACACUGAACACGCUCAUUAAGGAAGAAAAGCAUGCUGGCUAUCCGUAAAAGACGUAGAAGACCUCAGCAGGAUGCUGAAGAUAACAUCAUAUUUGAAACUGAAAAGCCUGGUCUUCAAGAGCAGUACAUCAGCAAAUAUAAAGGCCGUGGCGUUUUCACCACUGAAUCUUUCUGCAGAGGAGACUUUGUUCUUGAAUACAGAGGUGAACUUCUGAGUUCAAAGGAGAGUCUUGAACGAACUAAAAACUACACUGAAACUGAGAGCACAUUCUUGUUUGAUUUUCAGUGGCAUGGAAAAUAUUGGUGUAUGGAUGCAUCCAAGGAAGACAAGUCCCUGGGAAGACUUGUCAACGAUGAGCACAAAAAUCCAACUUGCAAAAUGAGAACUGUUGAAGUGAAGAAAAAGCCUCAUCUUUGUCUAUUUGCUGUACGAGACAUUUUACCAGGUGAAGAAAUCACUUACAACUAUGGCGACUCGGACUGGCCGUGGAGAGCCAAGUCUUUAAAUGAACCGUCAACAGAAUCCAGUGAUGUAAAAUCAGUCAGCAGUUUGGGCCCACAGAAAUCGCAGCGGUUUCAAUCAAGAAUGUCAAAGUUGCGACAACAUCAUGAAGAUUGUUAUAAUCGCUUUAAAAGAGCAGAGACUGAGAGGAAUGAGAGUGAAAAGAAACAUCUCAAGCUAUUGCAUGAUCAGGUCACUAAACAGCUGUCACAAAAGAUUGCUCGCCUUUCAUUUAGUCCAUAUGAUAUUACUUCUGAUUAUGUUUUCCAGCUGUCCCCGUCACCCACUGAAGUAUGCACAUCUGAUACACCAUCACAUUCACCACUUAAUGUGCCGCAAUCCUCAUCACCUUUGCCCUGUGCUGCAUCCACCGCAGGGAAUGGCUUAUCACAGGAACCUGAGCCUGUCUCAUUAAGGGAGUACUCAUGGAAAGCCCUCAGUGAUUCAGAUGUUACAGACUACAGCGAUGUUGACUAUGUACCCAAGAGCAGCUCAGACGAAUCAGAUGAUAGUGCUUCUGGAUAUAGCAUGGUUGAAAGUAGCUUAGAUGAAGCUAAUGAAAAGACUUCUGGAAAAGGUAUGGUCAAAAGUUCUCUGAAAAAUCCAACUUCACCUUUUUCACAAAGCUAUAAAGAUACAAGCAGUUCAUCAGACACAGGCGUGACAACACCAUCACCAAAUGCUAAAGUGCAAUGCAAAACCAAAGAGACAGACCCCUCUUCUGAAGAUAGGUCUUUUAUUCAAUCAAUGCCAUCACCUGUGCAGGAUCGCAAGUCAUAUAGAAGAAGCAGUAUUGUCUUUAUUGCUCUAAGCCUUUUUCAAAAAUGGCAAGACACCUUGAAUCUGUCCAUCGCAAUGAAGUGGGCGUUGCAAAGGCAGUUGCGUUUCCAAAACAUUCUAAAGAGAGGCGAAUCCAGUUAA